Molecule: messenger RNA, 1173 nt
Organism: Lizanozyma spartinae
Lineage: Eukaryota; Fungi; Ascomycota; Pichiomycetes; Serinales; Debaryomycetaceae
Gene: ERG6
Product: sterol 24-C-methyltransferase
Exons: 1
Coding region: 1-1173 (390 amino acids)
Biological process (GO): ergosterol biosynthetic process
Cellular component (GO): endoplasmic reticulum
Molecular function (GO): sterol 24-C-methyltransferase activity
Source: RefSeq, a predicted model, not a curated record
AUGCCAGUCACAGAACAAGAUUCCACCAAGCUGAAGGAUUUCACCAGAGAUAAGGACUUCACCAAAGCCAUGCACGGUGAAAGUUACAAGAAGAAGGGUUUAUUUGCUUUGAUGGCCAAGUCCAAGGAUGCUUCCUCUAUUGCUACCGAUGGAUACUUUAAGCACUGGGAUGGUAAAGUUGGUAAGGAAGAUGAAAAGAAGAGACUUGAUGAUUACUCUCAAUUAACACACCAUUACUACAACUUGGUCACUGAUUUCUACGAGUACGGUUGGGGUUCUUCAUUCCACUUUUCUCGUUAUUAUAAGGGCGAAGCUUUCAGACAAGCUACUGCUAGACACGAACACUACUUGGCCCACAAGAUGAACAUCCACGAAGACAUGAAGGUUUUGGAUGUUGGUUGUGGUGUUGGUGGACCCGGUAGAGAAAUUUGUAGAUUUACUGAUUGUGAGAUUGUUGGUUUGAACAACAAUGAUUAUCAAAUUGAAAGAGCCAACUUUUAUGCCAAAAAGUAUAAGUUGGAUCACAAGUUAUCAUAUGUCAAGGGUGACUUUAUGAAAAUGGACUUUGAACCAGAAACUUUUGAUGCUGUUUAUGCCAUCGAAGCCACUGUCCACGCCCCAGUCUUGGAGGGUGUUUACUCUGAAAUCUACAAGGUUUUGAAGCCUGGUGGAGUUUUCGGUGUUUAUGAAUGGGUCAUGACUGAUGCUUAUGAUGAAACCAACGAGGAACAUCGUGCUAUUGCAUAUGGUAUUGAACUUGGUGACGGGAUCCCCAAAAUGUAUAAGAGAGAAGUUGCUGAAAAGGCUUUACAGAAUGCUGGGUUUGAAAUUGAAUACCAACAAGAUAUGGCCGACAAGGAUGAUGAUAUUCCAUGGUACUACCCAUUAGCUGGUAACUGGAAAUAUAUUCAAACUUUAGGAGAUAUUGCUACUGUUUUCAGAACUUCAUGGUUAGGCAGAAAGAUUACUACUGAAACUGUUGGCUUGAUGGAAAAGAUUGGUUUAGCACCUGCUGGAUCCAAAGAAGUUACCAAUGCUUUAGAACAAGCUGCUGUUUAUUUGGUUGCUGGUGGUGAAAAGAAGUUAUUCACCCCAAUGAUGUUGUAUGUUGCUAGAAAGCCAUUGAAGGGAGAAUCUGCAGACUUCUCCACUGCCAAUAGAACUGUGGCUUAA